Eruca vesicaria subsp. sativa (arugula) is the source of this 813-nucleotide messenger RNA. NCBI's taxonomy places the organism in Eukaryota, Viridiplantae, Streptophyta, Magnoliopsida, Brassicales, Brassicaceae. The record is from the annotation of a GenBank genome assembly.
AUGAGUCUGUGCAAAAGAAAGAAAGAGGAUGAAUCAGUUUCUGCUGAUGAUGAUGAUGAUGUUUGCCUGAUCAGUAAAGCCCCAGAAGUAAUCUCAGUGGACAUACCACAAAGAAAGGGGAAGGAGCAGGAGUGUUCAAGAAACUGGGAAGCAACAACGUCCACUGGACUUGUCUCUUACCAAGACUGUAAUUUAUCUGUUGAGCCUCGAGAAACAUGCAAGAGAACGAAAUAUGAUGAAGAAGAAGAAGGAGUUGCUGCUCAUGCUUCUUACGGAAUCAUCAGUAAGACCCCAGAAAGAUCUCGGGAGAGUUACAAGAGAACACGUUUCAAGAACUCAUCAACAAACAAAAUUAGGGAAAAUCUUAUGGAAAGAGACAAAACAGAUGAAUCCACCGGUCUGUCACUUGUAUGCGUUCCUCCAGGGAUGAAGGAAUGUGAUGAAGAGCCGGUGGUUGUAACAACAGGAACAGCCAGUAAAAGAACUUCUGGUGUUGUCGACAUUGGUGUCAAUAAAUUUGCUUACUUCUUCCAGGUAGCUUUGCCCGGUGUCUCCAAAGAUUCCGGUGAAUUCAGCUGUGAGAUUAAAUCAGAUGGAAAAGUUAUACUAGAGGGAUCAACUACCACAGGAUGCAAAAUGAUAAAGAGACAUUCUCGGGUUUUCAAGAUGAAUAUCCAGAAGCUGUGUCCCCCUGGACCGUUCAAGCUGUCCUUUAGCCUCCCAGGACCAGUUGAUCCACGGCUAUUCUCUCCUAACUUCAGAUCAGACGGUAUCUUCGAGGCUAUUGUCAUCAGACAGGUAAACUCUAUCUAA